This is a messenger RNA of Sorex araneus (European shrew), 1629 nucleotides long. It is a transcript of the gene EIF2S3, whose product is annotated as eukaryotic translation initiation factor 2 subunit gamma. Lineage: Eukaryota; Metazoa; Chordata; Mammalia; Eulipotyphla; Soricidae. The record is from RefSeq and is a predicted model, not a curated record. Gene Ontology annotation, molecular function: translation initiation factor activity; GTPase activity; tRNA binding. Gene Ontology annotation, biological process: formation of translation preinitiation complex; positive regulation of translational fidelity. Bases 25 to 1443 code for a protein of 472 amino acids. Gene Ontology annotation, cellular component: cytosol; eukaryotic translation initiation factor 2 complex. The transcript is spliced from 12 exons.
AGACUUCCUUCCUCUCUGGGCAAGAUGGCGGGGGGCGAGGCAGGUGUGACUCUAGGGCAGCCGCAUCUUUCUCGCCAAGAUCUCGCCACGUUGGAUGUUACCAAGUUGACACCACUUUCACACGAAGUUAUCAGUAGACAAGCUACAAUUAACAUAGGUACAAUUGGUCAUGUAGCCCAUGGGAAAUCCACAGUUGUAAAAGCUAUUUCUGGAGUUCACACUGUCAGAUUCAAAAAUGAGCUUGAAAGAAAUAUUACAAUCAAGCUUGGAUAUGCAAAUGCUAAGAUUUAUAAACUUGAUGAUCCAAGCUGUCCUCGUCCAGAAUGCUAUCGAUCCUGUGGGAGUAGCACGCCUGAUGAGUUUCCUACAGAUAUCCCAGGAACCAAAGGGAACUUCAAAUUAGUCAGACACGUUUCCUUUGUUGACUGUCCUGGCCACGAUAUUUUGAUGGCUACUAUGCUCAACGGUGCAGCAGUGAUGGAUGCAGCUCUUCUGUUGAUAGCUGGCAAUGAAUCUUGCCCACAGCCUCAAACUUCUGAACACCUGGCUGCUAUAGAAAUCAUGAAACUGAAGCAUAUUUUGAUUCUGCAAAAUAAAAUUGAUUUGGUUAAAGAAAGCCAAGCUAAGGAACAGUAUGAACAAAUUCUUGCAUUUGUACAAGGUACAGUAGCUGAAGGAGCUCCUAUUAUUCCAAUUUCUGCGCAGUUGAAAUAUAAUAUUGAAGUCGUCUGCGAGUACAUAGUGAAGAAAAUUCCAGUACCCCCAAGAGACUUUACUUCAGAACCCCGACUUAUUGUUAUUAGAUCCUUUGAUGUCAACAAACCUGGCUGUGAAGUUGAUGACCUUAAAGGGGGUGUGGCUGGUGGCAGUAUUCUAAAAGGCGUACUAAAGGUAGGCCAGGAGAUAGAAGUCAGACCUGGUAUUGUUUCCAAAGAUAGUGAAGGAAAACUUAUGUGUAAACCGAUUUUCUCCAAAAUCGUGUCACUUUUUGCAGAGCAUAAUGACCUUCAGUAUGCUGCUCCAGGCGGGCUGAUUGGAGUUGGAACCAAAAUCGACCCCACUUUGUGCCGAGCUGACAGGAUGGUGGGGCAGGUACUGGGUGCCAUUGGAGCUUUGCCUGAGAUCUUCACCGAAUUGGAGAUUUCUUAUUUCCUACUUAGACGGCUUCUCGGUGUGCGUACUGAAGGGGACAAGAAAGCAGCAAAGGUGCAAAAGCUGUCCAAGAAUGAAGUUCUUAUGGUGAACAUAGGAUCCUUAUCAACAGGAGGAAGAGUUAGUGCAGUCAAAGCUGAUUUGGGGAAAAUUGUUUUGACUAAUCCUGUGUGCACAGAAGUAGGAGAAAAGAUUGCACUUAGCCGAAGAGUUGAGAAGCACUGGCGUUUAAUUGGUUGGGGUCAAAUAAGAAGAGGAGUGACAAUCAAACCAACAGUAGACGAUGACUGAAGAGUUCCAGUGAACUAAAACUUUUAAAGUAGAAAUUUCUUUUGACCUAGGGGUGUAUUUUCAAAGCAAUACUGGGAGUUGCACAGCUCAUUACCUAGUAGUAGCUGUAAGGUUAUUCUCAUUUUGUGGUGAUAAAAAUUUAACCUCUAGUAUUGAAAUUCGGUCUACAAUAAACAUAAAAACUGG